AUUCAUCGAGCAGCACAGACGUUUUGCUCACUGAUAGGAUUUAAUAUAAAGCUUGGUGCGUCGCGGCUCACAAUCUCAAUCGCGUGACCACUAUAGGCACGAGACAAACAAUUCACAUAUUGGUGUUCGAAGUGAUCGUGUCACUUAUGGGACUUGUGUGUUUGUGACAAAAAUGGCCGACCAGGAAAAUUCUAUAUCGACGAAUAAUGGCACUACACCAGUUGAUGCUAAUGGGACGCCCGGGUCUCCUCGAUCAAAACGAGACCCAGAAUUUGCACCCACAUUUGUUAAUAAUACGGUAAAAACAGUAUUCUAAAUAAAUGAUAUUGGUAUUAUGUAAAACAUACAUACAGUUUAAAAAAAAUAAAAAGAAGAUCGACAUUCCUAUCAUUGAACAGAACUAGAAAUUCCCGAAUACAAUGAAACUAUUGUGAAUAAUAAUUAAACCUCUGUCAUUACUCCUCAAAAAGUUUAGGUAAAUCCAGUCUACCUAUCCUGAUAAUACACUCUUAUCAGUUGCCUUGUCAUGUAGUAAAAUAUGAUUAAAAUAAUAUUAUAUACUUCAAUAAAUAUUAUAUACGAAGGGUAUUUACUUGAAAACAUUGUUUACAGAUAAACUAAAGUUCACAAUGAAGUAUUUAUCACGUUCUUAUUUGCUACUCUGUUAUGAAUAUUACUUUUUCAGAGCCAAUAAUACAGAAGUAUGUUACUAUGUUUUACCAUUCAUUUGCAAUUCAAUUUUCCUUCUCAUAAAACAUCUGUUAUAAAGAUGACAAUAUUUUAAAUGACAUAAUAGUGUAAUUCAGUAUUCUAAUGUUAAUGGUAAAUAAGUCUGUCGUAAAUGUUGCAUUUGGAAAGUUAAUUACACCUUAUUUUAUUAUGAUAUUUUUAAAGGGUACCUUACUAGUACCUAAAGGACUGGACUUAUAGACUUUAUCUUUUUAUUAUUCUUUAUUAUGAUAGCGCGUCGAUCGUAAAUAAAUUAGAUAUCGAUUUUAGAUAACAGGGAAACAUUAAACGAUUAUGGGUCUAAACUGACUAGGACACAGAAUCACCUUGUAAUGAGACUACCGUGAGAUUUACCUAUCUUAUUAAUUAGUAAAUAAGAUAUUAGUGAAUUAGUACCAUUUAAUGAAUUAUCAAAUAUUAGACAGUCCAAGAAGCAAAUGUAAAUAUAAAAAUGUUCAUUUUCUACAUUGACCUGACCGGGAAUCGGACCCAUGACCUCAGAGAUGGUGGCACCUAGAAACCGUACGUACGAGUCUCUACUUAUUUUUAAUCUAUUUUCGUGAUUAAAUAAUUGAGUAAGCGAACGCGGACUUGACGAAUCCGCUGAGCUCUAUACUUGCUGUUAGAUCGUUGCAUGCUCUGUUAUUUUCAGACAUUUAUCCUGGUCAGAUUUACCUAACAUCCCAUAGAAUACCAGAACAUAUAAGUACUAUUUAUGUUAUAAUAAUUUAGAAUAUAUAUAUAAGUUUGUCUGGAAUGAAACUUUACUUGUAAAAGUUUUUUAGGACAAUGAACCAAAUAAAAAGCCUGAUGCACCGCAGCGGGCGAUGUGGGGAAAUCAGAUCGAAUUCCUGAUGUCCUGUAUUGCAACGUCAGUAGGCCUGGGUAACGUGUGGCGGUUUCCCUUUGUGGCUUACCAGAACGGAGGUGGUGCUUUCCUAGUGCCUUACAUCAUUGUCUUGUUCCUUAUUGGCAAACCCAUGUACUACCUCGAGUGUAUGCUGGGACAGUUCAGCACCAGGAACUCUGUCAAAGUCUGGGCGUUGGCACCUGCUAUGAAAGGCACUGGAUAUGCGCAAGCGCUUACUUGUGGUUACAUCCUGUCGUACUACGUGUCCAUAAUCGCACUGUGCCUGUUCUACUUUGCCAUGAGUUUCAAUGCCACCUUGCCGUGGGCAGUUUGCGACGAGGCAUGGACAGAGCCUUGUUUGCCUUCCCAACCAAACCCUGACUUCAUCCCCCCGGAAAACGCUACUAGCAGCGCUGAACUGUAUUUUACGCAUAGAGUACUAAGGCAGAUCGAUGGUAUCGAGGGUGGAUUGGGUGCACCAAUAUGGGACUUAACUUUAUGCUUACUGGCUUCGUGGCUGAUCAUCUUCAUGGUUGUCGCACGCGGAGUCAAGAGUUCAGGGAAGGCCGCUUAUUUCCUCGCCUUGUUUCCAUACGUCGUCAUGAUUAUUCUUCUUAUUACUACCUGUCUUUUGGAGGGGGCUGGUGAUGGGAUACUUUUCUUCAUCACUCCUCAAUGGGAGAAGUUAUUGGAGCUUAAUGUGUGGUAUGCUGCUGUAACACAACUUUUCUUCUCAUUAUCGAUUUGUACUGGUGCCAUAAUUAUGUUCUCAUCAUACAACGGGUUUAGACAAAAUAUUUACAGAGACGCGAUGAUCGUGACAACCUUGGAUACGUUCACAAGCCUACUGUCUGGGGUGACUAUCUUCGGUAUCCUAGGCAACCUCGCCUCUGAGCUCGACCGACCCGUAGGAGAAGUAGUGGGCUCAGCCGGAACCGGCUUGGCCUUUGUCUCCUAUCCUGACGCCAUCGCUAAAACUUUCAUGCCCCAGCUGUUCGGGGUGUUGUUUUUCCUGAUGAUGUCAGUGCUGGGCGUAGGAUCGGCGGUAGCUCUCAUGUCCACCAUCAAUACUGUGCUGAUGGACUCGUUCCCGCGCGUGCGCACCAUCUACAUGUCAGCCUUAUGUUGCACCGCCGGCUUUCUUAUAGGAUUGACCUACGUCACACCUGGAGGUCAAUACAUAUUAGAACUGGUCGACUACUAUGGUGGAACUUUCCUGGCUCUAUUCUGUGCUAUCGCUGAAAUUGUGGGCGUUUUCUGGAUAUACGGUUUGGAGAAUAUUGCGUUAGAUAUUGAGUUUAUGCUCGGUAUUAAGACUUCAUUCUACUGGCGUUGUUGCUGGGGCGUCAUCACACCCGCUAUGAUGAUUGUCGUCUUCAUUUAUGCCCUAAUUUCAUACGAGGAUCUUGUCUUCGGCGAGGAUUAUUACUACCCCACAGCUGGAUUAGUUGCUGGAUAUAUGAUGUUGUUAGUGGGUAUAUUGUUUGUGCCAAUUUUCAUUGGCGUCACCAUGUACAAAAAUAGAACCGGAAACUUAGGCCAAACAAUUAAGAAAGCUUUCCGCUCUAAGCUCAACUGGGGUCCAUAUGAUGAUGUCAUUCGUGAGGAAUGGAAGCACUUCAAGAAUGAAGCCAAGGUGGAACGACAAAAAUCAGGAGCAUCUGUAUUUAGACAUAUUUGGAAUAUUUUAACUGGUGGUUAUAGGCGUAACAUGUAGGCAAAGUCACCAAGUAGUGACAAGAAUAGCAAAUUUAAAAUACAAAGUCUCGCAGUGGCUAUUUAAUGUACAAUUGUAAAAUUGUAUUUUACUUAUAAUCUAUACGUAAUAUUGUGAUACUAAACAAAUGAGACAAGUUAUAAAUUAUAUUAGCAGGUCUAAAUAAAACGUUGUAAUACAACCUAACCAACGUGUAGUGUUAUGUCAUGUUCUAUGAGGCUGUAUUUUAUUCGACCUUUUUAUUUGAAAGAGGUUGAAAUGUAGAACACAAAGUGACAGUCUGGUGAUAUUAAAUAAAAAUAGCUAUAAAGUUUAAUAUAGGUUUAAUUUAUUUAUCUUUGGCAAUAAUUACCUAUAAUUUUAUGAAAAAAAGGUAAAUAUGUAUCAAGUUAUAAGUGUUUUUAGUAUUGUAUUAUUUAAAUUUGAAAUAAUUAUAACACGUAAUUUUUUUUUCGUUAAUGACUUCGACUGCAAUAUAAUAACUGAAUGCAGUACAAGCUAUGUUUGAUAUAUAUGGAAAAUUUAAAAGGAC
Diatraea saccharalis (sugarcane borer) is the source of this 3828-nucleotide messenger RNA. The record is from the annotation of a GenBank genome assembly. NCBI's taxonomy places the organism in Eukaryota, Metazoa, Arthropoda, Insecta, Lepidoptera, Crambidae.